Molecule: messenger RNA, 503 nt
Organism: Entrophospora candida
Lineage: Eukaryota; Fungi; Glomeromycota; Glomeromycetes; Entrophosporales; Entrophosporaceae
Source: the annotation of a GenBank genome assembly
AUGAAGUCACAAUCAAUUUUAUGGGAAUAUGAAAAAUUUAGGAAAAAACAAUAUCCUUUUGAUGAAAAUACAAUAAAUCAAUUUAAUGAAGACAUAUUAGAUUUUUGGGUGUGGGUUACUCCAACAGCAAAAGAACUUGGAUAUGUUGCUCAACAUAUUUUUGGGGUCUGUGUUAAUGCUGCAUCAUUCAAAAAAGCUAUCAAUAUGAGCAAAUUACAUGCUUCAAUUACAUAUCAACAUAAAGUUAAUGAAGUGGAAGCUAUUCAUAAACAAAAAUCAACAGAAAACAUUGCUGGACCAAUAGAUUUAGAAAUAAGUGAAGAUUCUACAGAUAUCCAAGAAUUAAAUAAUAACAGUGAAGACAAUUUAGAGGAGGAAGAAGAAACGAAUGAUGGAUCUGAUUGGAAUAGAUUAAUUAGUGAAUGGGAAAAUUUGUUACUUCAAGAAGAAGAGGUGGAUUUACUUUCUACAAAUAGUGAAGAUGAUGAAUUUGAAAUAAAUGA